GAAGCGCUGUAACUGAGUGAAAGAAGGCGGUCAGUCCGGCGUUAACAUCACCUUGAAGGUGUUCAUUCAGUUGAUAAACUUUACAUGUUAGAAUUAAACUAAAUAGAUUAAGAUAUAACAUACAUCUUCAGAAAUCCAGAUUUAUAUAUUUGCAUCGGAAUUAUUUAUUUACAUUUUAAGAUGCAACAUUUUGUGUGAAUACUAUAUAUAUGUAUAUAAAAAGUUGAAAAAUAUCAGAAAAAAGAUAAAAUAUCAUCACGAUGCAUCCCUUGCUACCAUUGAUUUGUGUAACAGCCACGCUGUUUAAAACGUCCAUGUCUCAAAGCAUAAGCUGCUCUAACCCGGCAGAUGUCAUGUUUCUUAUUGAUGGCUCGGACAGUAUAAACCAACAAGAGUGGAACCAGGAGAGGAACUUUGUUGCUAGGAUGAUACAGGCGCUUGACAUCAGUCCUAGCACUAUAAAUGUCGGGUUUACUGUCUACAGUUCUAGUAUCGAUCGCCAUCUUGGAUUAACUCCCUUUAGACCAAAAAUAGUUCUAAACGCAAUGGCUAAAAUGUUGGACCAUCCAACAGGAAUCGCCACCAAUACCGCAGCAGGUAUAAAGCGCGUACACGAUGAAUUCCGUAACCAGCCGGCCUCGCGCAGUAGCGCGCCAAAAAUAAUGAUUGUCAUUACAGACGGAUCGUCGGAAAAUCCAGCAGAAACAAUCCGACAGGCGCAAAUGGCAAAAGCCGACGGAAUACGAAUCAUUGCUGUCGGCGUUGGCAAUAAUGUUUUCCUAGAAGAAUUACAAGAAAUAGCAACAAAUCAACAGAAGCUUUACAGAGCCCCAGAUUUCGCAGCUCUAAGAGGAAUAGAAUCUGAGAUUAGGAACAUGAUCUGCAGAGUAAUUACAACAACAAUGUCACCGAGGUUUACAUUAAUUCCACCAACACCACCACCAGAGUUUAUCCCAGUUAGCGGAGACCGUCUAUGUAAUAACCCAGCCGACAUAGUUUUCGUCGUCGACGGCUCAGACAGUAUUAAUGACUUAGAUUUCGUGAGAUUGAAGACUUUUGUAGCCAACUUAAUUGACAACUUUGAGAUUGGUGCAGAUGCAAUUCAUGUUGGUAUUAUUGUUUACAGUACUUUGAUAGGAGAAAAAGUCGGACUUUUCCCGCCAAAGAAUAAAUUUAUCUUGAAAGCUCUAGCCAAUAACUUGGAGCAUCCGAAAUUCGGUACUGAUACAGCGGCUGGUAUCCAAGCAGCUCGUGAAAUGAUCAGUCAACAAGGUCGUGCAGACGCUCCGGAAAUGAUCGUUGUCAUCACAGACGGUCGUUCAACAAAUCCAAGAAACACAAUAGUUCAAGCAAGUAUAGCUAAGGCCCAGGGUAUCACUAUGAUAGCUAUUGGUGUGGGUCAGGAUAUUUUCUCCGAGGAGCUGAACGAGAUAGCUAGUAGUCCAAAAUAUGUCUCCAAAGUCGCCGAUUUCCGAGCUUUGUCAAACACCGUCAACGUAAUGAGAGACUUAAUCUGUACUUCAAUUACAACACAGGCAGUGAGCACAACAACAAUGAUGCCGCCUACACCCCCGCCUUAUAUCCCACCCCCUGCAGACGGACUUAUUUGUAACGUACCUGGUGAUGUCACAUUUAUUCUUGAUGGUUCAGACAGUAUUGCCCCCAAUGAUUGGAUAAGACAAAGGAAUUUCGUGAAUAAUCUAAUCAACAAUUUAGAGGUAGGACAACCUUACAUCCACGUGGCUGUAGUUGUGUAUAGUUCUACAAUAGGAGAGGUGAUUCCCCUCAUACCGUAUAAAUCCAAACCGGUUCUCAACAUGCUCGUAGCAAACCUCACGCAGCCGAGAUUCGGUACAGACACCGCCCUGGGUAUCCAGAAAGGGAGAGAAAUCUUGAAGAUGCAAGGCCGACGAACAAACACCCCAAAAGUUAUAAUUGUCGUUACUGACGGAAAAUCUACAUUCCCGGAUAACACGAUGAUACAGGCCAAUAUGGCAAAAGCUGAUGGUUAUACAGUUAUAUCUGUGGGUAUCGGGGCUGACAUCUACUCUGAUGAACUGGUAGAUAUUGCCAGUUCUCCAAGCCAAUUCUUUAAAGUCAUAGAUUUCGCUUCCUUGUCCAACAUUAUUGCUGAAUUAAGAGACAGAAUUUGCCAAGUUGUCCAGACCACGACAGAGGCCCCGCCAACAACACCUCAACCAACUACAACAACAACACAGAUGACAACACCGUUCCCUGUUCGUCUGGAGCCAUGUAUUGAGAGUCGAACCGAAGCAGAUAUCGUUUUCCUGCUUGAUGGACAAAAGAAUAUCAGCCCAUACAGCUGGAUGAUGGGAACUCACUUUGUCUCCAACUUUCUCGAUGGAAUUGAGAUAAGACCAGAUUUCGUGCACGUGGGUGUAGUCAUUUCAGAUCGCUUGAGAGGCGACGAGAUUGGAAUUUCUCCAUUUAAAUCAAGAAUGCACAUGAAAGAACUGAUUCAUGGUCUGAUGCGUCCAAGUGGAGAUAUGAACACGGCAGCGGGACUCCGGGCAGUUCAAGAUAUAUUUAGAAACCAAGGCCGUAGGAACGCCGAAAAAGUUGUGGUGUUCGUAACUGACGGAAGUUCCCGAUCUAUGGCGGAAACAAACAUGGAGGCUAGCCGCUUGAAAAGCCUGGGAGUGGAUGUUGUUUCGGUGGGUGUUGGAGACAAGGUCAAUCUUGCUGAACUUACCCAAAUGGCAACAAAUCCUGCGUUAACUCUAAGAACCCGGAACUUCGAUCAAUUCUUUGGACUGUUGCCAAGGUUGCAAAAUGUCGUCUGCGAACUGUUAAGGAAACCAGAAACAACAACGAUACAGACAACAACACCUAGUCCAGGUUUAUGCGACGGCUGCCUUAUUGACCAGGGUGUUGGAUUCAACCCAUAUCCCGGAGAUUGCACAAAGUUUGUUCAGUGCUGGAAACAAGGUGACACUAUCAUGUCGCUCGUGCGCUCGUGCCCGUUCGGUCAGUUCUGGGACGCUGAUGCCAUCACGUGCAGACCAUCGUUCCUUGUAAUGUGCACUGCAGAUCCAUGUAGGCAAUCUACGCCUGGUUUUACCUAUGGUAUGAAGGAAUAUGGAUGUCGGGCAUACUGGAAAUGUAUUGAUGGAUUCAGCGUUGGACAUUGUUGUCCCAGGGGCAGUGCCUAUGUUGAGGGGAUGGGCUGUCUGGAGAGUAGGACGUGCAAAGAAGAGUGUCCGCCUAGUGGAGGAAUCGCUGUCAAACCAAUGUGUGACAAGAAACCUCACUGGGACAAACGUUACUACAUUGAGAUCGUAUACGGACGCGGAGAAAUAGUCCGUCCCUGUCCGGCUGGAACUAUUUUCUUUGAAGACAAAUGCGCGUGUGAUUUCGGCUUGUCCGGUCUCCUUCCUACCACACCUGAUGUUUUAUGUCAGCCAUCAGCCUUCUUCCCGUUCGAUCAAAAUCUACAUGACCAAUCAUUGCACCGUAUUAAUGUCGGCUUAACCAACAUGCAGCUAACAGAUCUCGGUACAGCCUACUUUAAUGGACAUAGUGAAAUGAACCUAUGGCGUUUUGCCGGAACUGACUGGGGUAACAAGCUUGUGAUAAAGUUUAAGUUCAGGUUUGAUUAUAGUAACAAAUUUAUCGACUACGGUGGCUUGCCUGUAGAUCUAGGAAUAGAUUUCGAUGUUAACAUGAACCUGAUCAGUGACUAUCACAUGACUGAUAUGGAUUGGAGACUAUGGAACCAACUCAGGAAAGUAAGAACGCUCGACGACUGGCGACAGCUUCUACGAGAAUUUGGACAAUCGCGAACAUUCUACAUUUUCCUCGGAACUCUUGGCUUCAAACCCGGAACUUCCAAUUCGUUGCAGGUAGUGAGAAUUCUGGGUACACCGGAAGCGUAUGCCGCGUUCCAGGCGGUGCUAAACCGAAUGACACCGGAUAUGUUAAACGGCGUUAAUCUGAACGAAAAGUCGUCUGCUGGUUUGAAGGGAAUUUUACAACAGCUGAGGGGAAUGAGGGGACUUAUCAACUGGGAUUUUAUUAUCGCGCAACUUAAAGGUGAAGGUCAUACAAGCGGAAGCGGCAGUUCAACCGGCAGUGGAACAACUGUUGUUGAUACAAUAAACGUUAAUGGUGAAAAUGUGCCAAAACCCGGAACAGGGGAAUGGAGAUGGGACGGUAUUUCCGGUCAAUGGGUCAAGGUCACAGGAGGCUCUUCCGGUAGGGACAUAGGAACAGGUACAAUGACCGGCACGAAUGAAAAUGUACUAAAUAUUGGCGGAACGGACGCGGCGUCUGAAUGGAGGUGGAAUAAGGUCACUGGCCAGUGGGAGAGACUUGUUGCGGCUCACACCCCUGGAGGCAGUACGUCGUCUGCUGACGUUCAGAUCGUGAACGAGAUGUCGGGAGGAAGCAGCGGGGGAUCGAUCGGCUCGUGGCAAUGGGAAGCUGCUGGUUCCAAGGUGCCUAUUACGGGCUCUGGUGCGUCUUUCAAUAUGUCACAGGCAGUAACAGGUAUGGGAGGGAUGACAUGGAAUGAUAUUGUGCGAGAGUUGGCGAGAAUACAGAAUACAACUUCCGGUACAUGGCAAUGGAGUACAGUCGGUGGAUCUAAGAGCGGCUCCAUAGAAGCUAACAGGCAAGCAAUUGAAUCUCUUCUGAAUCAACUGAAGCUUAGCGGUGGACAAACCGGAAAUGCGUCAUGGAAAUGGAAUGUUUCCGGCGGAAGCGCAGGAAGUGGUAAUCAGGGAGCGUUUCAAAAUGCUAACAUGAAGGCAAUAGAAGCUUUACUUGCCCAAAUACAACAAGGAUCAAAACAAGCACAAGGUGGAAGUUCUUCUUGGCAGUGGGGUACUUCCGGUGGAAGUGCAAGUGGUGGCAUUAAUGAAGGAUCUCAGGCUGCAAACAUAAAAGCUAUAGAAUCUCUACUGGCGCAAUUGAAAAUGACAGGGGGAUUGGGUGGCAGUUCAUCCGGAAAAUGGAGCGCUUCCGGUGGAAGUGUCAGUGGUAAAAUCUCUACUGGACAACAGGCAGAAAACUUGAAAGCUAUAGAAGCUAUGCUUGCACAAUUGAAAAUGGCAAGUGGACAGGGAGGAAGUUCUUCUUGGCAAUGGACAUCCACCGGUGGAACAGCAGCAGGUCAAGAGCUUGAUAUGGCUAAACUUAACGCCAUUUUGAAACAGAUGCAGGAAAUGGGUAAAUCAUCAGAUCGAGGCUCUAUUAACACUUCCGGUACUUUUGUUACUUCCGGUGGACAGGCUGCCGUAAUCACAGGUGGUAUGGGUAAUAAUGCUGGUGGCAACACGAAUUCAAAGAGAACUAUACAGGUUAGACAAGAAAGACAACAGCCAUUGAUCACAGAAACGAUCACAGGUGGGCGUGUUGUAGGCGGAGCAUUUGGAGGGGCGGGAUCAGGUGGAGGUCAACAAUCUGGUAGCGUGUUAGUUCAAGAGACUUCAAGUCGACGUGGCGACCUAGGACAGGUUGGCGGACAGGUGGGCGGACAGAUGGGCGGACAGGUGGGCGGACAGAGUACCAUACAGGGAUCGGGACAGUUUGAAACACGAUUUACAUCCGGAAGAUCUCGUCCAUCUACGUCUAAUUCUGGCACAGUUGUUUCCAUUGUUAAACAAACAGUUGCUGGUGAGGCAGGACCAAGUAUACCUGAUAGAUCAGCUCCACGUGGAGCGGAAGCACGUGGUGUUAGGAAACAAGAUGAAGGCCGUAUUGUUGGUAUAAGCGUUCCUGCUCAUAGUGAAUUUGUCUCUGGUGCUACCGUCAUUGGCAGGGGAGAGAAGGCUGUUAGGGUAACUAACACACAACCCGGAAUUCGCAUCAACGAAAUAGUACAGGAAAUCAAUCCAACGAUGUUUGAAGCUACAGGAGGAUUUACAAGUGGUGGUACAUCCGGUUCCGGUUCAUCAUCAUGGCAAACUUCCGCUUCCGGUCAAGCAGGUGGUUCAUUUGGCGCAGCUUCCGGUGGCUCAUCGUCUGGUGGCUCCGGUCAAUUCGUUGGACGCAGGAUAAUUACCGACGCUACCGGAAUGGCAGGCGGAGAUUUCACACAGAUGGGCAAGGUUGUCGGAUCAGGAGGCGGAGUCAAGAGAGUGAUUGACACCAAUAUUAAAAGAAUGCCAGCAGGGGAGGUACAGUUUAACGCGGAUGGCGGAGUCAGUUUGGAAUCUCUUGGUCUUGGAGGUGCUGAAGGCGCAAAUAUUAUCCGACAAACAGUGAGGGUAGAACCUGUCGGUAACGGACAAUUUGUCGGAGCAGGUGGUCAAUUCCAAAGUAGCAUGAGCGGAUCAGCUGGUGGCGGAUCUCAAGGAUUUAUGUCCGCUAAUACUUUAAACCAAGGUUCGAGUGGCUCAGGGCAACGUGGGUCUUUCUCGGCUAGUGGAUCUACAAGCGGAUCGUCCGGAAGUGGAAUAUUUGACAUGAAUGCACUGAACCGUGGAGCUGGUGGACAAAUGAGCGCACAAGGAAACUCAAACCUUUUCCCGUUACUUCCUGUGUUUGCCGAUAGCGCAGAAAAUAUUAUGGACGGUCUUGGAGGCAAGCGAAAACGCAGGUCUACACGAAAUUCACGUGCAAAGCGAGCUACAAAUAAACAGAAUUACCAGGCCUUAGUUACCAACUGUCAAGGUCAAGACGGACAAGGACCUUCUAUAAUGGUAGUAGCUAAUCAAGGAGAUGUCCAGUUUGCAUUAAAGACAUAUAACCAGGAUCCUGCAGUUAUUUCCGUGCCUGCUGUUGAAGGUUGGAAUGACGUCACAUUAAUUUAUGAUGGUAGAGAGUUAACAGGCGUCGUAGAGAACUGGAAGGGUCUUCAUAAGGCCUCAGUCAGUCUACAAGGGAACGUGGAAAGAAGACAGGCCGGAUUAUUGGUCGGUUCCUGUCAAGGUUUUGCCAGUUUCCAUGGUGAAAUUGAUGACCUGAGUGUAUAUAAGUGCUUGACCCCGGCCAUUGAGGAGUUGAGGGACAGAAUUGUUCUAUAGUUUUAGAAUCUUCAAGUGGCUUUGAAUAGCACACAAUGUUCUCAUUGCGCAUGCGUAGUAUAUUUAAGCGUUAACAUUACUAAAGACUUGUUUAAAUCUUCAGCAAAUUGUCUGAAGCUCGCUAACGUCGCUUGUUUUAUUUAUUUAUAUUGUAAAGUUAUUUUCAUUUUUCUUCAAAUACAACAUCAGUGAAAACUAUAAGUAUGUAAAUAAUGUAUGUAUAAUUUUCAAUAAAAUCAAAUGAAAAUUUUAA
Ruditapes philippinarum (Manila clam) is the source of this 7242-nucleotide messenger RNA. RefSeq lists its product as uncharacterized. NCBI's taxonomy places the organism in Eukaryota, Metazoa, Mollusca, Bivalvia, Venerida, Veneridae. Gene Ontology annotation, molecular function: chitin binding. Gene Ontology annotation, cellular component: extracellular region. The transcript has 36 exons. The record is from RefSeq and is a predicted model, not a curated record. The coding region runs from base 261 to 6989 and encodes 2242 amino acids.